Messenger RNA from Vidua macroura (Pin-tailed whydah), 3591 nucleotides. It is a transcript of the gene AGAP2, whose product is annotated as ArfGAP with GTPase domain, ankyrin repeat and PH domain 2. The coding region runs from base 1 to 2553 and encodes 850 amino acids. The record is from RefSeq and is a predicted model, not a curated record. NCBI's taxonomy places the organism in Eukaryota, Metazoa, Chordata, Aves, Passeriformes, Viduidae. The transcript is spliced from 19 exons. Gene Ontology annotation, cellular component: nucleus. Gene Ontology annotation, molecular function: GTPase activity; GTPase activator activity; protein binding.
AUGGGGGCCCCCCGGGAGCGGCGCGAGGUUCUGGCCGCCAUCCGGGCCGAGGUGGCCCGGCACGAGGGGGCCAAGGGCCACCUGAACCGGCUGGUGCGGCUCGUGGAGACCGUGCCCGAGCCCCGGCUGCGCGGGAGCCUGGGCAGCACCCUCAGGGCCCUCCGAGAGGCUUUGGUCAACAGCCAGGAGUGGACCCUGGGCCGCUCUGUCCCUGAGAUCCGCCUGGGGGUCCUGGGCGGCAGCAAGAGCGGGAAGUCGGCGCUCGUCCAUCGGUUCCUCACUGGCUCCUACGUGGGCUUGGAGCCCACCGAGAGUGGCCAGUUCAAGCGAGAGGUGACGGUUGAUGGCCAGAGCCACCUCCUGCUCAUCCGGGAGGAGGCCGGCGCCCCGGACGCGCAGUUUGCCAGCUGGGCGGACGCCGUCAUCUUCGUCUUCAGCCUGGAGAGCGAGAGCAGCUUCGAGGAGGUGACGCAGCUGCACGCGCUGCUCAGCGACCUCCGCGGCACCAGCGACGUGGCCCUGGCGCUGGUGGGCACCCAGGACAAGAUCAGCUCGUCCAGCCCGCGGGUGGUGGAGGACGCGCGCGCCCGGGCGCUCUGCGAGGUCAUGCGGCGCUGCCUCUACUACGAGACCUGCGCCACCUACGGCCUCAACGUGGACCGGGUCUUCACCGAGGUGGCCCAGAAGGCCGUGGCGCUGAAGAAGCAGCAGCAGCUGAUGGCGUCCUGCAAGUCCCUGCCCAGCUCCCCGAGCCACUCGGCCGCCUCCACCCCCGUGGGGGGCGUCCACCCCAGCCAGACCAGCAACGGUGGCCACACCAGCGACUACUCGUCCUCACUGCCGUCCACCCCCAACGUGAGCCACCGGGAGCUGCGCAGCGAGACCCCGGCCCCGCUGGGGACCCCCAGCUCGCUGCACCGCGGGGCCAAGCGCCGCACCAGCCUCUUCGCCACGCGCCGUGGCAGCGACUCUGAGAAGCGCAGCCUGGACAGCCGAGGCGAGGUGGCCGGCAGUGGCCGAGCCAUCCCCAUCAAGCAGAGCUUCCUGCUGAAGCGCAGCGGCAACUCCCUGAACAAGGAGUGGAAGAAGAAAUACGUGACCCUGUCCAGCAACGGCCUCCUCUUCUACCACCCCAGCAUCAACGACUACAUCCACAGCACCCACGGGAAGGAGAUGGACCUGCUCCGCACCACGGUCAAGGUGCCCGGGAAGCGCCCGCCGCGCGCCAUCUCCGCCUGCGGCCCCUCGGCCAGCAUCAACGGGCUGCUGCGGGACCCUGAGCCGGGCGCCGCCGUCCCCUCUGUGGGGCUGAGCCUCCCCCCCGAGCCGGGGCUGAAGGUGGUGGGCAAGGGGUCCCUGCAGCGCUGCGCCUCCGCCUCCGGUGCCAAGCUCGCCUCAGAGUCCCCGCUGUCCUUCGAGGCCGUGUCCAGCAGGGACCCGCCGCCGUCGCCGCUGGUGGACAGGAAGAAGCACCGGCGGAAGAAGCUGACGACGCCGUCCAAGACCGAGGGCUCGGGUGGGCAGGCAGAAGCCAAGCGCAAAAUGUGGAAAUUAAAAAGUUUUGGUAGUUUAAGAAAUAUUUAUAAAACAGAGGAGGAGAACUUUGAGUUUCUGAUCGUGUCAAGCACGGGGCAGACGUGGCACUUCGAGGCCGGCAGCUUCGAGGAGCGCGACGCGUGGGUGCAGGCCAUCGAGAGCCAGAUCCUGGCCAGCCUGCAGUGCUGCGAGAGCAGCAAGAACAAGGCGCGCAUGGACAGCCAGAGCGAGGCCGUGGCCAUCCAGGCCAUCCGCAACGCCCGCGGGAACUCGCUCUGCGUGGACUGCGGGGCACCCAACCCCACGUGGGCCAGCCUGAACCUGGGCGCCCUGAUCUGCAUCGAGUGCUCGGGCAUCCACCGCAACCUGGGCACGCACGUGUCGCGCGUGCGCUCGCUGGACCUGGACGAUUGGCCGCGGGAGCUGACCCUGGUGCUCACGGCCAUCGGCAACGCCACCGCCAACAGCAUCUGGGAGCAGAACCCGCGCGGCCGCUGCAAGCCCACCCACGAGUCCUCCCGGGAGGAGAGGGAAUCGUGGAUUCGUGCCAAGUACGAGCAGCGGCUGUUCCUGGCGCCGCUGCCCGCGGGCGAGGCCCCGCUGGCCGAGCGGCUGCUGGGGGCCGUGCGCGAGCAGGACCUGCCCGCGGUGCUGCUGCUGCUGGCCCACAGCCACAAGGAGCAGCUCAACGUGCCCACGGCGGACGCGGAGCGGCGCACGGCGCUGCACCUGGCCUGCGACACCGGCCAGGUGGUGGUCACCCAGCUGCUGGUGUGGUACGGGGCCGAUGUGCGGGCCCGGGACGGCCACGGCCGCACCGCGCUGUUCUACGCCCGCCGCGCCGGCAGCCGCGAGUGCUCCGACAUCCUGCUGCAGCACGGCUGCCCCGGCGAGGGGCCCGGCAGCCCCCCGACCCCCGGCCCUCCGACCCCCGGCGGCCCCCCGACCCCCGGGCCCCGCCGCCGCAGCAGCUGCGCCAGCGUGGGCCCCUGCGAGCCCCGGUCUGCCCUCGUAUAGCCCUGAGGGGCCCGGAGCCCCCCCCCCCGGCGCCCCCGGGCGCGCGUGCCCGCGGCCUGGGGUCACCCCGGUGCCACCCCCGGGGUCGCCCCCUCGCCCACGGUUUGUACUUUUGAUGCUCUAUUUAUUAUCCUUUCCACGUCGGGGUCUCCGCUGGUCCUGUCCCCCUCUCCCUGCCAGGGACCCCCAUGCCAGGGGUCACAGUGAUGCCACUGCCACCGCCACCUUCCUGUCCCCUCCCCGGGGCAUUGUGCCCCAGCGUGGGGUGGGCACGGCUGGGCUCGGGGCACUGAGGACGGGGUAACCCCUGCCCAUGUCACUCCUUGCCCAUGCCAUCCCCUGUCCCUGUCACCCCCGCCCAUGUCGCCCUCACCCCCCCAUUGCCCCCUGCUCACAUCACCCUGUCCUACCCCCGUCCCCGCGUGCUGUGUCCCCCUCCCCUUGUCACCUCCGCAGCCGCGCCCCCCUCCCCAAGUCGCCCUCGCCUUGCCACCCUCCCUGACCCGCCCCCGUGUCCCCGUGUCCCCCCCGGCCGUGCCCCCCACGCCCUGGCACGGCCCCGGCUCGGUGGCAGGAGCAGAGCAGACCCCGACGCCCCCCCUUUUCUACAACAACCUUUUGUACGCCCCCUCCCCCUUUCCGUGGCCUGACACCCCCCCCCCCCCCCGUGGCCUGACCUCCCCCCGCCCCCCGUUUCUCGGCGUCCCCUCGGGAUCCCCGUUAAUUUAUUGCUUUGUUUAGCGAUAGGAUAGAGCCAGCCCCUCCCCUCGCGGGGGGGCACCGCCGGCGGGACCCCCGACCCCCUCCCGCCGGCCUGGGGGGGGCCGCCGCGUCCCCCUCCCGCGACCCCCCAUGAAUGUAGGGGCGCCCCAGCUGUGACGCCCCCGACACGCCCCGGCGGGGCCGAGCCAGGGAGCCCGGGGGGGGCCGGGGGGGCGGUCGGGGGCGGUCGGGGGGGGGCCCAGGCCCGGGGGUCCCGGCCGUGUACAGCGUUUUCAUCUCUCGGGUGUGACUGUAAGUACGUGACAAUGUCGGACA